AUGAGUACCCGCGCGUCCUUUCAAUGUCACUUCCCGGGUUGUGGAUUAAGCUAUCGACGGAAGGAACAUCUCACCCGACAUGCGCGACGACACUUUCAGUCGGACUCGUUUGAAUGUCCGUUUUGCGAUCGACGUUUUGCCCGGAAUGAUACGCUCCGUCAACAUGUCCGCACCCAUCACGAGGAUAAACAGCUCCAACCCGGUCGCACAAUUCGAGCGUGCAAUUACUGCUGCUCGCGAAAGUCCAAAUGUGACGGAAAGGCUCCGUGCGGAGCCUGUGUGCGGCGAGGCAUUGAUUGCUCCUUGGGGUGCUCGAGUCGGGGCCGCCAAGUUCAACAAGCCAGUCGCGCCGGGAGUCCAACCGCCGGACCGGUAGUGGAUUCCACCAAUUUGGUCCCCGUACAUAACUUGGACGCAAUUGAACACAGUCCCUCUAGAGCGUUAAUUUAUAUCCAGGUGUUCUUCGAGAAGUUUCACUCCACAUGGCCAUUUCUACACCGCGCAACCUUCGAUCCGGACCAUGAGCCCGCUCUUCUCUUGCAAUCCGUCAUGAUGAUGGGAUUAUGGUUGACUGGGAAAGAGGAUGCCCGGAGGGCCGCGACGGAUCUGCACUCGAAACUUCUGGUGUCGAUCCAUCAACAGCGAGAUAAAUGGGAAGCACCAAGCCCGCACAACGCAGAACCCCCCUCGCCCUGGCCCAUGGCAACAUACCAAGGAAUCCUGCUCCAAAUCAUUUUCGCCCUCCUUCAAGGUAAUCAAGGUCUCAACCUGCAGCUAACUCACGAACUCCCCACCCUCCCCUUGCAGCUCCUAAAAGCCCUCGUCCGCACCUGCCUCGAGCGCCAAAUGUUCUUCUACCCCUCGAUUGUCGCUCAGUUCAAAAACACCCUGCCCGACGUGUACAUUUGGGUGGGCGUGGAGGAAGUCAAGCGCUUUGCCCUUGCCCUGUACAAAGUCUGUCGAUCCUGCCGGGUCCCUGACAUCGGUGCAUCGUCGCAGGGCCGGAGUUUGCUCUCGCUCGCGAAUUUGCAAUUCGCGCCUCCCGAUAGCGAUGAACUCUGGCAUGCGAGCUCGGACUUGGCCUCGCGGCUGGCGGAGGAUCGGAGCGCGUAUGGCGAGAGGAAUUCAGACGCGAGGUGGAUUAGUCAGACGGCGAGUGUGCUACAGCCUGAUGGGGGUUUUUGUUGGUUCUGA
This is a messenger RNA of Aspergillus nomiae NRRL 13137, 1194 nucleotides long. RefSeq names its product putative C6 and C2H2 transcription factor. NCBI's taxonomy places the organism in Eukaryota, Fungi, Ascomycota, Eurotiomycetes, Eurotiales, Aspergillaceae. Gene Ontology annotation, molecular function: zinc ion binding; DNA-binding transcription factor activity, RNA polymerase II-specific; RNA polymerase II cis-regulatory region sequence-specific DNA binding. Bases 1 to 1194 code for a protein of 397 amino acids. The transcript is spliced from 3 exons. Gene Ontology annotation, cellular component: chromatin. Gene Ontology annotation, biological process: DNA-templated transcription; regulation of transcription by RNA polymerase II. The record is from RefSeq and is a predicted model, not a curated record.